AUGGCAGAGGGUGGGAAUAGCAAGCAUGCCAGACAGCCUAUCCUCAACAUGGGUGAUACAUCAACCAUCGGGCAAUAUGCCAUACAGCUUGGUAGGCUCUCUGGAUUCUCCCCUAUCAUCACCACAGCUUCGUCUCAUAACACUGAACUUCUGUCCUCGCCCGGCGCUAUUUAA
This is a messenger RNA of Suillus subaureus, 174 nucleotides long. RefSeq lists its product as uncharacterized. Lineage: Eukaryota; Fungi; Basidiomycota; Agaricomycetes; Boletales; Suillaceae. The transcript is spliced from 2 exons. The coding region runs from base 1 to 174 and encodes 57 amino acids. The record is from RefSeq and is a predicted model, not a curated record.